UGUAAAAUCAGUGGGCGUUUCGUGCUGAUUUCCAGGAAUUGGCUACGGCGGACAGGAGAUAAUUGCAGUGGUGACGACCAUAAACUAUUUUCUAAUUGGGAAGGAAGCUUUGAGGAAGGUAUUUCAAAAAUGACAAAGUUGCUGUUGAUUGAUGUUGAUUGUGGAGUCGAUGAUGCUCAAGCCAUAAUGAUGGCGCUGGCAUCUCCCAGUGUUGAAAUCCUGGGAAUUACUUGCUGUUAUGGAAACACAGUGUUGGAAAACGUCUGCAAAAAUGUACUCCGUGUGCUACAAGUUUGUAAAAGGCUUGAGAUUCCAGUUUAUCAGGGUGCUUCUGCUCCCUUACUUGGUGGUCCUGUGGAAGGGGCUUUCUUUCAUGGAAGAGAUGGUUUGGGUGAUGUUCCUGUUCCGAAUGCUCCAGGAUUAGACCAUCUACAGAAAGAACAUGCUGUGAUUGCAAUGUUAAGAAUUGUUAAUGAGAAGCCUGGUCAGAUUUCUCUAGUUGCCACUGGUCCUUUGACUAAUCUAGCUUUGGCAGUGAAAUUGGAUCCAACAUUUCCUAAGAAGCUUAAAAAUAUGUUCAUUAUGGGAGGAAAUGUAGAAUCCAGAGGAAAUGUUACAGUCUGUGGAGAAUUCAAUUUUGCAACUGAUCCAGAAGCUGCGUAUGUUGUCUUAAAUGAGUUCACUUGCCCUACUUAUAUUGCAACAUGGGAAUUUACAUGUCGCAAUUCAUUGUCUUGGGAAUUCUAUCAUGAGUGGAUUAAUCAGGACACCAAAAAAGCUAAGUUCACAGAGAAAAUAUUUGCCCACAGUAUAAAAUUCAUGAAGUCAGAACACGAAAAUACAGGCAACAUCCUAUGGACUCCAGGAUUUGUGUCUUGUGAUUCCUAUGCUAUGGCUGCUGCAAUUGACGAGAGCUUUGUCACAGAAGCCAUAGAAGCUGCUGUAAGUGUGGAGCUGAAUGGCUCACUAACUAGAGGAAUGAUGGUAAUGGAUAUAAAUGGUCUUCUUAAGAAGAAAAAUAAAGCUUUUGUCAUUAAUAAGUGUGACUUAGAGAAGUUCAAGGAACUUCUCAUUGCUGCUUUAAAAUAA
Molecule: messenger RNA, 1089 nt
Organism: Emys orbicularis (European pond turtle)
Lineage: Eukaryota; Metazoa; Chordata; Testudines; Emydidae
Product: inosine-uridine preferring nucleoside hydrolase-like
Exons: 7
Coding region: 130-1089 (319 amino acids)
Molecular function (GO): hydrolase activity, hydrolyzing N-glycosyl compounds
Source: RefSeq, a predicted model, not a curated record